AUGGGACCACCAGGAAAUCUUUUCCCAUCUAGGCAUCCCUAUAUCAGCAGUCUGUCUGCCUUUGCUGGAACCAGAAUAGAAACGGUGCUUUUCCUCCUGGUAUGGCUUUGUGGUGUUGCCAACUCAGUUCCCAUCAGACUCGUAGAUGGCCCCAACCGCUGUGCGGGGCGGCUUGAGGUGCUCUGGAAACAGCAGUGGGGAACAGUGUGUGAUGAUAGGUGGGACCUCUCUGAUGCCAUGGUGGUAUGCAUGCAGCUGGACUGUGGGAAACCACUGUCUGCUCCUGGCUUGGCUCAUUUUGGUCAAGGAACUGGUCCUAUCUGGCUGGAUGACAUGAAAUGCAAUGUUUGGUGCUGUUUGUUACUUUUUAACGCAGGAAAUAGUGAAGCUGCUCAACUGCGAUUAGUGAAUGGUACAAAUCACUGCUCUGGGAGAGUGGAGGUGCUUUAUGGCCAGCAAUGGGGAACGGUCUGUGACGACAGCUGGGAUCUACUUGAUGCUGAAGUUGUGUGCCGUCAGCUGGGCUGUGGGACAGCCCUGUCUGCUGCUUCCUCAGCUUAUUUUGGCAGAGGAUCUGACCCCAUUUGGCUUGAUGAUGUUAUGUGUAAAGGAACCGAAGCUGCCCUGUCUGAAUGCACUGCAAAACCUUGGGGAAAACAUAACUGUGGGCACGGAGAAGAUGUUGGUGUUGUAUGCUCAGGUUUUGCAAAACCAGCCCCGCUCCGUUUAGUGGGUGGAUCAACCCACUGCUCUGGGAGAAUCGAGGUGUUCUAUGGGCAGCGCUGGGGAACUGUGUGUGAUGAUGGCUGGGACCUGGCUGACGCAGAAGUCGUGUGCAGGCAGCUGGGCUGUGGAAAGGCCUUGUCAGCUCCCCAUGGGGCUCACUUUGGGCAAGGAUCUGACCCAAUCUGGCUUGAUGAUGUCAGCUGCGUAGGGACGGAAGCUGCCCUCUCCGCAUGCAAAGCCAGUCCCUGGGGAAGCCGAUAACUGCAGGCAUGGAGAAGAUGCUGGUGUGGUGUGUGCAGGGUUUGCUGAGCUUCUUCCAGUCCGGCUGGUGAAUGGUUCAAAUUUCUGCUCCGGGAGAGUUGAGGUGUUUCGUGAGCAGCAAUGGGGAAC
Meleagris gallopavo (turkey) is the source of this 1116-nucleotide messenger RNA. NCBI's taxonomy places the organism in Eukaryota, Metazoa, Chordata, Aves, Galliformes, Phasianidae. The record is from RefSeq and is a predicted model, not a curated record.